UAGAAACCUGUUACAUUGUUUACCUCUUCGCUGAAAUUUAAACCAAUGCCACCGCGAUUGCCGAUCGCAAGGGUCAGAAACUUCUUGCAGCUAGGACUAAGAACUAGAACGAUGAGCUCCCAACCAAGUGUGUACGUUACCCGUCCGGAUGUGGAUGCCAGCGGACUGGAGUUGCUGCGUAAGAGCUGCCAGGUAAGUACCUGGAGCGAGACCCUGCCUGUGCCCCGGGCCGAGCUGAUCCGCCAGAUAGCCGGAAAAGACGCCCUGUACUGCGCCCUGACUGACAAGAUCGACAAAGAGGUGCUGGAUGCUGCCGGUUCCCAGCUGAAAUGUGUGUCUACCAUAUCGGUAGGCUAUGAGCACAUUGACGUGGAGGAGUGCAAGAAACGUGGCAUUCGAGUGGGUUACACACCGGACGUGCUGACUGAUGCCACUGCAGAAUUGACUGUUGCCCUCCUACUGGCCACCAAUCGGCGCCUGUUUGAGGCCAACAAGCAGGUGUUCAACGGCGGCUGGAAGUCGUGGGCCCCCAUGUGGAUGUGCGGCCAGGGUCUAAAGGGGUCCCGGGUCGGACUUCUCGGCUUCGGACGCAUCGGGCAAGAGAUAGCGGCACGCAUUUUACCCUUCAAGCCAGCGGAGAUAACCUAUACGACCCGCUCGCCACGCCCGCAAGAAGCGGCGGCAGUCAAUGCCCGGCACGUGGACUUUGAAGAGAUGCUGCGCAACUCUGACUUUAUCGUUGCCUGCUGCGCCCUGACUCCACAGACCAAGGAGAUCUUUAAUGCCGCGGCCUUCCAAAAGAUGAAGUCCAACUGCAUCUUUAUCAACACGGCGCGCGGCGGUGUCGUGGAUCAGCAUGCAUUGUACGAUGCUCUGAAGAACAACACAAUCCAAGCUGCUGGGUUGGACGUGACCACACCAGAGCCCCUGCCCUUGGAUGACCCUCUUCUCAAGCUGGACAAUGUGGUUAUUCUGCCGCAUAUUGGCAGUGCUGAUAUUGAGACACGGAAGGAAAUGUCUCGUAUAACGGCUAGAAAUAUAUUAGCCGGGCUGGUUGGCGAGAAGAUGGAAGCUGAGGUAAUACUGUAGAUGCAAAGAUAGCCUGGCUCUGCUAGAAUUGCUGAUUAUAUAUAACCUUAUUGGGUAUAAAUGUUAAUAAAAGGUCAAAAAGUAAUGAACGAA
Drosophila kikkawai is the source of this 1182-nucleotide messenger RNA. RefSeq names its product glyoxylate reductase/hydroxypyruvate reductase. The record is from RefSeq and is a predicted model, not a curated record. Lineage: Eukaryota; Metazoa; Arthropoda; Insecta; Diptera; Drosophilidae. Gene Ontology annotation, molecular function: hydroxypyruvate reductase [NAD(P)H] activity; hydroxypyruvate reductase (NADH) activity; glyoxylate reductase (NADPH) activity. Gene Ontology annotation, cellular component: cytosol.